Molecule: messenger RNA, 8254 nt
Organism: Cynocephalus volans (Philippine flying lemur)
Lineage: Eukaryota; Metazoa; Chordata; Mammalia; Dermoptera; Cynocephalidae
Gene: ATP8A1
Product: ATPase phospholipid transporting 8A1
Exons: 37
Coding region: 263-3757 (1164 amino acids)
Biological process (GO): phospholipid translocation
Cellular component (GO): plasma membrane
Molecular function (GO): ATP binding; magnesium ion binding; ATPase-coupled intramembrane lipid carrier activity
Source: RefSeq, a predicted model, not a curated record
CGAGCUCCGCCCCUCGCGAGCAGUCCCCCGGGCGGCUGCAGGGAGAGCUCGCCCACCUCUGCGGAAGGCGCCACCUUCGCCACCGCCGUCUCUUCCUCCUUGUGCCGGCCUGCGGGGCCGCGCCCGGCGCGCUGCCCUGGUUGGGCGGCGGGGCCGGAGCUGCAGCUGAGCGCUCGGCCGGGCGCAGCCAGGUCUCCCGUCCGCACGGCGCCGUGACAGGUGCAGAGUUCGGGCUGAACACCCACCUGCGGCCGCCGCCGCGAUGCCCACCAUGCGGAGGACCGUGUCUGAGAUCCGCUCUCGCGCUGAAGGUUAUGAGAAGACGGAUGAUGUUUCAGAGAAGACAUCGCUGGCUGACCAGGAGGAAGUAAGGACUAUCUUCAUUAACCAACCCCAGCUGACAAAAUUCUGCAAUAACCAUGUCAGCACUGCAAAAUACAACAUAAUCACAUUCCUUCCAAGAUUUCUCUACUCUCAGUUCAGAAGAGCUGCUAAUUCAUUUUUUCUCUUUAUUGCACUGCUUCAGCAAAUACCUGAUGUAUCACCAACAGGUCGUUACACAACACUGGUUCCUCUCUUAUUUAUUUUAGCUGUGGCAGCUGUCAAAGAAAUAAUAGAAGAUAUUAAACGACAUAAAGCCGACAAUGCAGUGAACAAGAAACAGACACAAGUUUUGAGAAAUGGUGCUUGGGAAAUUGUUCACUGGGAAAAGGUGGCAGUAGGGGAAAUAGUGAGAGUGACCAAUGGGGAACAUCUCCCAGCAGAUCUCAUCAGUCUGUCGUCCAGUGAGCCCCAGGCCAUGUGCUACAUUGAAACAUCCAACUUGGAUGGUGAAACAAACUUGAAAAUUAGACAGGGCUUACCAGCAACCUCAGAUAUCAAAGACAUUGACAGUUUGAUGAGAAUUUCUGGCAGAAUUGAGUGUGAAAGUCCAAACAGACAUCUCUACGAUUUUGUUGGAAACAUAAGGCUUGAUGGACAUGGCACUGUUCCUCUGGGAGCAGAUCAGAUUCUUCUUCGAGGUGCUCAGUUGAGAAAUACACAGUGGGUUCAUGGAAUAGUUGUCUACACUGGACAUGACACCAAGCUGAUGCAGAAUUCAACAAGCCCACCACUUAAGCUCUCAAAUGUGGAACGGAUUACAAAUGUACAAAUUUUGAUUUUAUUUUGUAUCUUAAUUGCCAUGUCUCUUGUCUGUUCUGUGGGCUCAGCCAUUUGGAAUCGAAGGCAUUCUGGGAAAGACUGGUAUCUCAAUCUAAACUAUGGUGGUGCUAAUAAUUUUGGACUGAAUUUCUUGACCUUCAUUAUACUUUUCAACAAUCUCAUUCCUAUCAGCUUGUUGGUUACAUUAGAAGUGGUAAAAUUUACCCAGGCAUACUUCAUAAAUUGGGAUAUCGACAUGCACUAUGAACCCACAGAUACUGCCGCCAUGGCUCGAACGUCCAAUCUGAAUGAAGAACUUGGCCAGGUUAAAUACAUAUUUUCUGACAAAACUGGUACUCUGACAUGUAAUGUAAUGCAGUUUAAGAAGUGCACCAUAGCAGGAGUUGCUUAUGGCCAUGUCCCCGAGCCUGAGGAUUAUGGCUGCUCUCCUGAUGAAUGGCAGAGCUCACAGUUUGGAGAUGAAAGAACAUUUAGUGAUUCAUCAUUGCUGGAAAAUCUCCAAAAUAAUCAUCCAACAGCACCUAUCAUAUGUGAAUUUCUUACAAUGAUGGCAGUCUGUCACACAGCAGUACCAGAGCGAGAAGGCGAUAAGAUUAUUUAUCAAGCAGCAUCUCCAGAUGAGGGAGCAUUGGUCAGAGCAGCCAAGCAAUUGAAUUUUGUUUUCACUGGAAGAACACCUGAUUCGGUGAUUAUAGAUUCACUGGGGCAGGAAGAAAGAUAUGAAUUGCUCAAUGUCCUGGAGUUCACCAGCGCUAGAAAAAGAAUGUCAGUGAUUGUUCGCACCCCAUCCGGGAAGUUACGACUUUACUGCAAAGGAGCUGAUACUGUGAUUUAUGAUCGACUGGCAGAGACUUCAAAAUACAAAGAAAUUACCCUUAAACAUUUAGAGCAGUUUGCUACAGAAGGGUUAAGAACUUUAUGUUUUGCCGUGGCUGAGAUUUCCGAGAAUGACUUUCAGGAGUGGCGUGCAGUCUAUCAGCGAGCAUCUACAUCUGUGCAGAACAGGCUGCUCAAACUCGAAGAGAGUUAUGAGUUAAUUGAGAAGAAUCUUCAGUUGCUUGGAGCUACAGCCAUUGAGGAUAAAUUACAAGACCAAGUGCCCGAAACCAUAGAAAUGCUAAUGAAAGCAGACAUCAAAAUCUGGAUCCUUACAGGGGACAAGCAAGAAACUGCCAUUAACAUUGGCCACUCCUGCAAACUUUUGAAGAAGAACAUGGGAAUGAUUGUUAUCAAUGAAGACUCCCUUGAUGGAACAAGGGAGACUCUCAGUCGGCACUGCACUACCCUUGGUGAUGCUCUUCGGAAAGAGAAUGAUUUUGCUCUUAUAAUUGAUGGGAAAACUCUCAAGUAUGCCUUAACCUUUGGAGUACGACAGUAUUUCCUGGACUUAGCUUUGUCAUGCAAAGCUGUCAUUUGCUGCAGAGUUUCUCCUCUUCAAAAAUCUGAAGUCGUGGAGAUGGUUAAGAAACAAGUCAAAGUCAUAACACUUGCAAUCGGUGAUGGGGCAAACGACGUCAGCAUGAUACAGACGGCACAUGUUGGUGUCGGCAUAAGUGGCAAUGAAGGACUGCAGGCAGCAAAUUCUUCUGACUACUCCAUAGCUCAGUUCAAGUAUUUGAAGAAUUUAUUGAUGGUUCAUGGUGCCUGGAACUAUAACAGAGUCUCCAAGUGCAUCUUGUACUGCUUCUACAAGAAUAUAGUCCUCUAUAUUAUCGAGAUCUGGUUUGCCUUCGUUAAUGGCUUUUCUGGACAGAUCCUCUUUGAAAGAUGGUGUAUAGGUCUAUAUAAUGUGAUGUUCACAGCAAUGCCUCCCUUAACUCUUGGAAUAUUCGAGAGAUCAUGCAGGAAAGAGAAUAUGUUGAAGUACCCUGAAUUAUACAAAACGUCUCAGAACGCCCUGGACUUCAACACCAAGGUUUUCUGGGUUCAUUGUUUAAAUGGCCUCUUCCACUCAGUUAUUCUGUUUUGGUUUCCACUAAAAGCCCUUCAGUAUGGUACUGUAUUUGGAAAUGGAAAAACUUCUGAUUAUCUGCUUCUGGGAAACUUUGUUUACACUUUUGUGGUGAUAACUGUGUGUUUGAAAGCUGGAUUAGAGACAUCAUAUUGGACAUGGUUCAGUCACAUAGCGAUAUGGGGGAGCAUUGCACUCUGGGUGGUGUUUUUUGGAAUCUACUCAUCUCUGUGGCCUGCUAUUCCGAUGGCCCCUGAUAUGUCAGGAGAGGCAGCCAUGUUGUUUAGUUCUGGAGUCUUUUGGACGGGCUUAUUAUUUAUCCCUGUGGCAUCUUUGCUUCUUGAUGUGGUGUACAAGGUUAUCAAGAGGACUGCUUUUAAAACAUUAGUAGAUGAAGUUCAGGAGCUGGAGGCAAAAUCUCAAGACCCAGGAGCAGUUGUGCUUGGAAAAAGCCUCACCGAGAGGGCCCAACUGCUCAAGAACGUCUUUAAGAAGAACCAUGUGAACUUGUACCGGUCUGAAUCAUUGCAACAAAACCUUCUCCACGGGUAUGCCUUCUCUCAAGAUGAAAACGGAAUCGUUUCACAGUCUGAAGUGAUUAGAGCAUAUGAUACCACGAAACAGAGGUCCGAUGAGUGGUGAUGGGGAGGGGCUGAGAGGCAGGCCCUGCUACUUCUCUAAGGAGAGCUACCAGGUUGUCACUGCAGUCUGCUGACCAAUUCCAGUCUGGUCCAUGGAGAGGAAAGUGGAUCUGAGCUCAUCUUGCUGAUGGACAUUCAGAUUCAUGUAUAUUAUAGACAUAAGCACUGUGCAACUCUACUGUAACACCAUCUCUCUCAGAUCUUUUUCAGUAUCUGCUAAGUCUCUGUAAAGAGAAAUUGAAAAUGCCCUUGGAUCUUGCCAGAGUACUUUCUUAAACUGAGAAUAGGUCAGUGUUCUUAAGCCGUUACUCUGGGGCUGUACCUGACUAUCAAUUUAUUGGCUAUACCACAAGGUGACCAACCAUUUAUAAGCUCUAAAACAGUAUUGAGUUAAAGGGACUCUUGAUAUCCAUAUGUAGAUUUCAGGAUAUGCUGAAACAAACCAGCAUUCUUAAGGAACUGACUCACCUUACUAAGAAAAAUUUCUAAACAAGUGUUUGUGUUUGUCCUGAUAAAUGUUUGCCAAAGAAGUUCAGUAAGUGUAUUUCUCAUUCAGUAGUCAUUUGCCCAGAAAUUUAAGAGAAAGUUUACUUCUGGUUCUGCUGUAAGAUCUGCAUGCUUGACUUUUCAAAUGUAAGAGUGAUUUGCAAAAAUGAAUAUAUCAAGGCAUUUGCUACUAAAAUCUGUGAUGUUGCGCACCUUUGGCCUUACAAAUGCUUCUUCAUUGUCUUGUUUAUUUGUUAAAAUUAGAGGGCACAUGUGUUAAUGUGACUUGUUAUGAUACUGAUUUUUUAAAUUGUAUUUAUGUCUCAGUCAUUUCUGAUAAAGUUUCAUCAUUAUUUGGAUUUUUCUAAAAAUCUGGCUUCUGCUAUAGAUGGAGUGAUGUCAUUUUGUCUUAAAGUUUUCCUCUGAAGAAAAAUACACUUACAUAUUUAUGUGGGAUUUCCAAAGCUUCUGUCAAGAUGUUUGGAAUAACAUGUCAGCUAAAUGCAUGGGCUUUUGUAAUGUACAUCAGCUCCGCUUUUGUAAUGUGUCUUGAUUCUCACUGUUUGUUCCCACUAGAGAUGGCUGUGUUAUGUGUUAUGCACACCCAGUGUUAUGGCGACUGUCCCUUACCUACAACUGAAAAUUACUUUACAGUUCACUUGUCAAACAGUUCCCAAAAUUAGUCACGUGCUGUUUAUUGGAACAAAUAAGUCAUACAUUUUUCCCAUUUUAAAAAUACCUAUUGUACUUAAGCCUGUAUCUUUAGAGUCAUAGGACACUUUUCAUUAUGAGUAAGUUUCAUUACUACAUUUUAAAAUUUAUGUUCAGUUUAAUUAUUUUCGGCAUUUUCCAGACAUCUCCUGAAAAUGCCUAUUUUGCUAAAUGGUGAAGGGACUGUUUAAAAACCACAGUUUUCUAUACUAUUUUUAAAAUAAUGGUUUCAUUUAAAAAGAAGAAAAGGAAUUAUAGUUUUCAGAUACACUUCAGAGAUCGGAGCAAACUAUUUGCCUUUUAUUCAAAAGCCCGUUUGCCUUUAAGUGGAUUUACCAGCAAAAUAGGUAGAAUUUCCUCUUUUAAAAAAAAAAGUUAACUAGGAUUGAGAAGAGAGGUGAUUUUUCAAAUUGUCCCUUGAAAUUAAAAACUUCACAUUCUGUUUCACCCUUCUUCUCAGCCUAGAUUUAAAAUUAGAAUAUAUAUCAUUUUCUUCUCUGUGUCAGUAGCUAUUUAGUUAUCAGGAUGCCUCCAUGUUUUCUACAAAUAAGAGGUUGUAACAUGUAUACAGAAUUCCAACCUAAAGAGAACCAGGAGUUUUCAUCACUUCUCAGACCCUUCUUGUUUGGAGUUCAGAUGAAGAGAACCAUGAAUCAAAACAUCUAGCAAGACCACAGCUUUAACAGUCUAAGAUCAUCUUUAGUAUUCUGAAGUCACAGCUCUAACUGUCUACCGAAUGGGUUUUCAGAGAGGCUUUUCCUGGCCUCUGAGCAGGGAUAGCUGAGGUCAAACCACAGAAAACAAGAAAGCAAGAGUGGAGGGCCGCCCUCCAGAGAACACUUUCAACCAGUUACAGAGAAGAGCUGACUCCAUUUGCCUUCCUUCAUCGGUGGCAUCUUUUUCCAAAAUAUUAGCAUCAAAACAUUAUGACUAUAAUAGAACUGAAUUUUCUGACUUUGACAAGAAAACUAAAAGUUUUAUUUUUAUCUUGAAAUAUGCAUUGUUUCUGUGGAGCUCUUCAUCAUGAGAAGAAUACUCAUGGCUAAUAAUUUAAUGUUCUAACAUCAUGAUCUGAAAUGUGAUUAAUUGAUGCCUUUUUGUCCCAUAGUCCUAUUUUUGAAUUAUUGACAUUAAGUCAAUGUCUUUGCUUUUUGAGUGGGGGCACGGGGGAGGGGGGCGGGCAGAGAGUGACCUCCUUGGUAAAACUAAAAAUGUAACAUUGCAGCAACUUUACAGUGUUAAAUUAGAGAAAACGCUCUGAUGUUUUUACCUUCCUUAAUUGGAAAAAAGUCGCAUGGUUUUACCAGGAUUGAAAUAAACAGUCAAAGUGACUUUUAACGGGUAUUUUCUGGACUAAAGGACAUGCACUCUUAAGUCCCUUAUAGGGUCUCUGGCAAAUGCUAAAACGGUUGCUUUACAAUGUUUACAAUUCAGAAAAUACUACUUAUAGUAGAAAAUCCUCAUUCAUUGAGCAUUGAAAAGGCGGGAGUUCUUCUUUAAUGUUGAAUAGUACACAGUGAUAUUGAGCACGGACUUUCUAAAUGUUUUAUAUAUACAUAUAAAAAUAUAUUGGUGUCUCACACCCAGAAAGAUGCUACACUGUAGAAAUUAUUAGCGGGAAAACAGUGUUUCUCAGGAACAUAGUAAAUUUUAAAUGAUAUGUGUGCUUCCCGUCCUCCCACCCCCACUCUGCUCUGUGAGACUGCUUCAGCAGUGCUGCUAACUUAAUGGAAAACUUUUUCUAAUCAAAUCAGGUGAGUGUGUAUUCUGCUAAAUAAUGUUGUUAGCCAUUUACAUGAAUUGUAUGGUCAUUAAAUGGAAUCAAUGAUGUCUCUCUUAAUUUCCAGGGGGGAAAUGAAUUCUAGAACUCAAUCGGCAUUUAUUCUGAUCAUUAAAUUUUGUAUUUUGAUUUUGCAAUUUGGCAUUCUAAAUACCCAAUAUGAAAGUCACAUGGUAUACGUUCUACACUGUGUGCACUAUACAACACUUAUAACCUGUCAUUCUAAAUGUUCUUUUAGGAAAUGACUGUGAGACAGAAAGUAAUAAGUUGUAUAUUCACAGUUUUUAAAUUAUUUGUAACAAUGCCAUAAUUAUUACAAAGCUAAACAACCAUUAGUGUUUAUUUUCACGCAGUUGCCCUUUGAUAGUUCCUGGUUUUAAAACAUAUUUCAUUAAAUCUGUAAUCUUAUAAUCAUCUACAAAAUUUAUCGAGAAAAUGCCCAGCCCAUUCCCAUCACAGAGACCAGGUCUAUGGAAUUCUUUUUGUAAAUUACCGAAGGUAACACCAUGCAGUUCAGUGCCUAAUAAAUGCUUUUUAAUGAUGAACAUUUCUAUAAUGCCUCUUAAAGAUUACCAUAGUCUGAUUUUUCUCACAUUAAAAUAACUGAAGUCACUUGUGAAACCUAGUUAUACUUUGCAGCAUUUUAAUUAACCUUCAACAGCUAUUAAAAUGGAAUGUAAGUUAAAUUUUGGAGGAAAGGAAAUAAAUGUUUUCCAUUUUUUAAAUCCUGAUUUAUUUUUUGUAUGAGAGCAGCUGUGUUUUUGAUAGUUUUAUGGUUUGCAUGAAUUAAUAUUUAAAGUGCUCCAGACCAAUGCAUGGCUAUUGCUGUAAAUCUUGAUGUUUAUUUCUGCCUUAUAAAAUUCUAGCAUGGCAUACCUGGAAUUUAAUAUUCAGUGAUCCUCUACUGAAUGAAUUAAUUGGUCCUCCAUACAACUUUUCUAAAUCUGUAGAUUAUUUUACAAAUUCAGACAAAUUUAAUUGAAUCUUUUGUUGAGCUUACCUCUAAGAACUUUUCUUAAUAAAGCUCACAAAACUUCUCAGCAAAUAAAUCUCCCUUAAGUAGGAAAAAAGCUAGAUUUCAUAUUUACUUACUUUGAAUUAAUGGCAACUUUCCAUAGGUAAAUCUCUUGAAAAGAUGUGAGCAGAAUAUUAAAAGAUAUAUAUUUUUAUGUUCUAGUCUAGAAUAGAAGCCAUAAAUGUAGUAAAUACUGCUUGUUGUUUGUUUAACUACUUCAAGCUUCAUUUUUCACAUUUUCAAGUUUAUUAAGUCUAAAAAAAAUUUUUUUUAAAAAAGCAGCCUUAGAAGGCAACCACUAUGGAAAUCUGCAGUUUGCAUUAAAGAUAAAGUAGUAUUUUCAGCUCCAUGAAAAACCAUUUCUGCUGAAACUGCUGUAGAAAUUGUGAAGCUGCAUGAGUGGAGAGUAUUGCAUCUGUGAUUAUAGUAGUUUUCUCAGGUUGUUUAUCUUGAUGUUCAAUGCACUGUGUUUUAUAAAUAGUUAUUAAACUUGAAUAAUAUUUCUA